CAUGUGUGAUACAUCACUGGAAAGUUUAAAGUCUCUAUUUUCUGGGGAAGGAAAAUUUCUGAACAGGAGGGCAUUUUUUGACAACUUAGAAGUAGGUCAAAUCAGCCUCCAGUGACGCGGUGGUAGCUAUGAGGCUGCUGUCUUCUCCUUUUCGCCGCCCUGCUGGCCGCUUGCUGCACCCAUUCUGGGAGGAGAGACGAGACGAGACGAGAGCCAGAGUGGGUACAGUCACAGUGAGCGCAGCAAACCUCUGGAGUGUACCUACACCUGCACUCCGCAGACUGAGGGUUGAGGGAGAAGGGCGCUAAGUCGGCUGCAGCAUCUGACCGUCCAGUUGCAUAAGGUCAUUGCUCAGUGUACGCUGAAGUGUGAGUGGACGGCGAUGAUGUCCAUGCCAAUGAACGAAGCGGACAGUGUGGUGAAAGUGGCUGAGUGGCAGAAGACCUACUACGCUUCAGAUUCUGGCAUUCAAUCAGGAGCCACCACCGUGCGGGAUGAUGACAGCAGUACUGGGUGCAGUGGCAGUAAGGAGUACACAAGCAGUACAACUAGUACCAAUAUUGCAUCUACAACAACCAGAACUGGAGCAGGAGCAGCAAGUGAACAAGAAAGUGCCACAGAUUUAGAUGCUCACUACUCAUUAACUCGGGCCCAGCGCGUGAGGGCAGCCAUGUUUCCAGAGACGCUGGUGGAGGGAGAGGCAGCCAUACCUGUUCAAGCAGAUCCAACACAACAAAGCAACGUGCAAAGACUGGCUGAGCCCUCUCAGUUACUAAAGACAGCCAUAGUUCACCUGAUAAAUUAUCAGGAUGAUGCAGAGCUGGCCACAAGAGCAGUGCCAGAGCUCACUAAGCUCCUCGCAGAUGACGAUCCGGUAGUGGUCAACAAGGCAGCAAUGAUUGUCAACCAGCUCACUCGGAAGGAGGCUAGUCGCCGGGUGCUUGUGCAGUCUCCAACCAUGGUAGGAGCUGUGGUUCGUGCCAUGACAGCAGCAGUUGACAUGGAGACAGCUCGUUGCACUGCAAGCAUACUCCACAGCCUUUCACACCAGAGUGAUGGACUGCAGGCCAUAUUUAAGUCCGGAGGGAUACCUGCGCUUGUCCGCAUGCUGAGUUCACCUGUGGAGUCAGUUUUGUUUUACGCCAUAACCACCCUGCAUAAUCUUCUGUUACACCAAGAGGGAGCCAAGAUGGCCGUGCGUCUUGCUGACGGCCUUCAGAGAAUGGUGCCCUUACUAAAAAAGAGCAACCCCAAGUUCCUUGCUAUUACUACGGACUGUCUACAGCUCCUGUCUUAUGCCAAUCAAGAAAGCAAGCUAAUCAUUCUCGCCAACGGGGGCCCAGAGGGUCUGGUGUUCAUAAUGAGGAACUACAACUAUGAGAAGCUGCUAUGGACCACCAGUCGGGUACUCAAAGUACUGUCUGUAUGUCCCAGCAACAAGCCCGCCAUUGUAGAAGCUGGAGGUAUGCAAGCUUUGGGUCAGCAUCUCACUGGGUCAAGUCAGCGUCUUAUUCAAAACUGUCUAUGGACGCUACGCAACCUGUCAGAUGCUGCAACUAAGCAAGAAGGUUUAGAUGGUCUGCUCCAGAUAUUAGUCACCCAGCUGGGUUCAGAUGAUGUCAAUAUGCUUACCUGCGCAACAGGCAUCUUGUCCAACCUCACCUGUAACAACUCACGCAACAAGACUCUGGUCACUCAAUUUGGCGGGGUUGAGGCACUGAUCCAUGCUGUGCUGCGUGCUGGGGAGAAAGAAGACGUUGCAGAGCCAGCAGUUUGCGCUUUGCGUCACCUCACGUCGCGCCACCACGAUGCUGAGCUGGCCCAAAAUGCUGUGCGGCUGCACUACGGUGUGCCUGCUGUGGUCAAACUACUUGGACAACCACACUAUUGGCCUGUUAUAAAGGCUACUGUUGGCCUCAUCCGCAACCUUGCACUGUGUCCAGUCAAUCAAGCGCCCCUUAGGGAUGCAGGGACUAUCCCACGAUUGGUAAACCUACUGUUAAAGGCUCACCAGGACACACAGAGGCAUGCCUCUUCUUCCCAGCAGACAUAUCAGGAUGGUGUACGUAUGGAGGAGAUUGUAGAGGGGUGUACAGGAGCACUUCACAUUCUAGCCAGAGAUCCUAUUAACAGAGGAGAGAUUGCCAGCAUGCAGACCAUACCGCUAUUUGUGCAGCUGCUGUACUCGUAUGUGGAGAAUGUGAAACGAGUAGCCGCAGGAGUUUUGUGUGAGUUAGCUCUUGACAAACAGUCUGCGGAACUCAUCGAUGCAGAGGGUGCGUCGGCGCCACUCAUGGAAUUACUGCACUCCAGCAAUGAAGGAAUCGCCACCUACGCUGCAGCAGUGCUAUUUCGGAUUUCAGAGGACAAAAGCUCAGACUACAGGAAAAGAGUGUCAGUGGAGCUGACACACUCACUCUUCAAACAUGACCCUGCUGCUUGGGAAAUGGCUCACACAGUUCCUUUGGAGUCUUCAUACUUGGCUGAUGAGUUAGAUGGGCCAUAUCCUGCCUAUGGCUAUACUGACCUGCCUCUUGACACGCUGCCGUUAGAUCCUGACCUCCAUGAGUCCUACAUACCUGACAUGACCUAUGACCCAAGACAGAACUACCCUGAACCUCUCUAACAGGAACAUUAACCCAAGUCCAACUGUUAAAGGGGGUCAACAAAUCAAAGAAAGAAAGGACUGGAGAAAUUUGUGCUGGAGGAAAACUUCUGAUGGUCUUAAGGACAAGGAGACUCAAGCCUCUUUAACCUUUUCUAAGGUGGAAGAUAAUCUAUUUGGCAAUCAAGAAUUAAAGAAGAGAGAUUAUUAAAAGUGUUUAUUGUUGGUGUAAAUAACACAGUUGUUAUUUUGUUAUAACGUCUUACAGUGGGGUGAAAGUGUUACUGUUACACGGGUAACUUUUAACAGCAAUCGCAAAGGUUUCAUUGACAGUUUGGGGCGUGUGGGACAAGCAAGAGGUACAAUACAACUGGUUUAUAAGUAGCUAAAUGUCAGAACAAAAUGCAAGAAUACUCCUCUUACGUUCAGUGAGACGUUCCAAUUUAAGUUUUGGCUCAUUAAUGUUUCAACAAUAAGUCUUUUUGGGGGGGGUUAUUUUUCAUUAUUUUAGAUUACUGAUAUCAUGUAACACAAAAAAAACGUUUUUUUUUUUUUUUUUUAAUUGAUAUUAAUGCUAACAAAUGCUACCCGUGUAUCCCUGCAAUCGUAUAGUUGUCUACUCUGUGUAUUUGAACUGUUCACACAUCCCAGGGUGUCCAUAAGUGGUUGUUGCAUGGUAGUGUAAUGUGCCUACAUUGACCAAAUGUUCACCUUUGCUUACUGAGAAAAAGACAUGAGGGAAGUUAAAUGUAUUAGGUAGUAUUUGGCUCAAAUUAUUUGAAAUCAACUUGCUCACAUUUUCAUGGAGAACUAACAUCAGUAGUAGCAGAGAGUGGUGGAGGAAUUUAAAAUCGAAUUCACACUAUAUUAAAGAUUCAGGCUGGAAUUGGUUGGUCAUUGGAGAACUUUUUUUUUUUCUGCUUCUUUCAUCAGGGUAAAACGUGGUCGUAAGGUAGCUGUAUUUGGUUACAUUUCUAAAAAAAAAAAAAACAAACAAACAAAAAAAAAAAAACGCACAACUACAAAUGACAUCAUUUUUAUUCAAACCUUUUCACAUCUGUUGUGCACCGAAAUCUGAAUACAGUUAAAUGUCUUGAUUUUGAUGUACAAUACAUUUGGACUACUUGUCUAUACAACAC
Corythoichthys intestinalis (scribbled pipefish) is the source of this 3744-nucleotide messenger RNA. RefSeq names its product junction plakoglobin. The record is from RefSeq and is a predicted model, not a curated record. The transcript has 18 exons. Gene Ontology annotation, biological process: positive regulation of transcription by RNA polymerase II; canonical Wnt signaling pathway; cell-cell adhesion. Gene Ontology annotation, molecular function: protein phosphatase binding; cadherin binding; transcription coactivator activity. Gene Ontology annotation, cellular component: adherens junction; nucleus; catenin complex. The coding region runs from base 383 to 2626 and encodes 747 amino acids. NCBI's taxonomy places the organism in Eukaryota, Metazoa, Chordata, Actinopteri, Syngnathiformes, Syngnathidae.